Messenger RNA from Cottoperca gobio, 4687 nucleotides. RefSeq names its product synaptopodin 2-like b (gene synpo2lb). Gene Ontology annotation, cellular component: actin cytoskeleton; Z disc; nucleus. The coding region runs from base 160 to 3816 and encodes 1218 amino acids. The transcript is spliced from 5 exons. Lineage: Eukaryota; Metazoa; Chordata; Actinopteri; Perciformes; Bovichtidae. Gene Ontology annotation, biological process: positive regulation of actin filament bundle assembly. Gene Ontology annotation, molecular function: actin binding. The record is from RefSeq and is a predicted model, not a curated record.
GUGGUCACAGAGAGGAGCGAGAGGCAGAAGCCUCACACUCACUCAUUGAUACUCGCAGAGCGGGAGGAACUGAAGAAGGGGAGAGCAACUUAUAAACAAUCACACACACACACACACACACACACACACACACACACACACAGCGGGCUGUGAGCUGGGAUGGUAGCGGAGGAGAUUGUGGUCUCCCUCUCAGGAGGCUCACCAUGGGGCUUCAGACUGCAGGGAGGAGCAGAGCAGCAAAAACCUCUUCAGGUGGCCAAGAUACGCAGGCGCAGCAAAGCGUGCAGAGCUGGACUGAAAGAGCAUGACGAGCUGGUUGCCAUUGGCGACCAUGUGUGUUCCGAGCUCAGUCACGCUCAGGCCAUGGGCCUCAUAGACACGGAGAGCGCUACACUCUACCUGAGGGUUAAAAGGGCCCCUUCUGGAUACCACUCCUCAUCUCACUCUGUACCGCCCCGCUCCUCCAUGAGGGUCCUGUCUCCCCCCGUGGAACCCUUGGCCUCCCACCUUCUCUCCAUCCUCUCACCCACCGGGAUACACAAGGGCAUCACUUCCCCUCCAGACAGCGAGGCGUACUACGGAGAGACAGACAGUGACGCGGACACACAGUGCCUCACGCACCGUCGCCAGCGCCGCACACCUCCUCACGCACGCUCACCUGCGCGCUAUGACAACCAAGAAGAGGAGGAGACCUCAGAGAUGAGCGGGUAUGAGAGCGCCACAGAUGCAGGAGUUUCCAUGCAAGGGCAGUGGGACGUUCAGUGUCUCCCUGGCGUCCCACGCAGAGAGCUCAUCUACCAGCCCCCCCAGACUGAGUGGACCACUCCAGCACACACCCCACACACUCUGACCCCUCACACACUCACACCGACUCCUGAUCAGGGGCUGAUGGAAGCGGAGGGAGAAGUGGACAGUGGGUUUCAGGAGGCAGGGGGCUACAUCGGGCUGGCCUGCCCACCACUCGUGUCUCCUGAAAGGGCGAAAGACGCUCUGAUGUCGGCCUCUGGUAAACAGCUGGUGCCAAUGGUGGGACCACAGCAGACCCCAAUCAGCGACGAGCUCUGCACCACCUACGUGGAAAAAGCACGGCAAGCUAAGUUGCAGCGUGGGGAGAGUGUGGUGGAGAAACAGGUAAAAGAAGCCCGUACUAAAUGCCGCUCUAUUGCCUCUUUGCUGACUGAUGCUCCCAACUCCAACUCGAAAGGGGUGCUUAUGUUCAAGAAACGCCGGCAAAGGGCCAAGAAGUACACACUGACCUGCUUUGGCAAAGCUGAGGGAGAUAGAGGAGUGGAGACGGAAGGAGACACAGGAGGGGAGACGGAGGAAGAAGGAGGAAGCUCCAUCCCGAGUGGCUCAGAGGUUGAUGAAGAGGGAUUCUCAGCAUCAUUUGACCCUACGUGGGACACCGGCUAUCUAGAUCUGCUGGACAGGAAGAGCUCUGCCUGCCCAUUAACCAAACCAACCACAGCAACCACAGCAACCACACCAACAACUCCAACAACACCAACAACCAGUCACAGCUUGGGGCUGGACAUCUCAGCCUAUCAUACUCCAGGACUUGUGAUUCCAGACUAUCAAAGCCCAGGUUUGAAGGUCUCAGGGCUGGAGAGCUCAGCCUAUCACGGCUCAAGGCUGGAGAGCAGCAUCACGAAGCAACCAAUCGGUAAACACGCUGCACACAUGUGUCCUCCAGCUAUGGCUAUGACCAAUGGUGGGUCAGUAGCUGUCAGUCGGGCUAGUGUCAUUCUGAGCCCGCCCUCUCAGGCGCCCUUUCAAAGUCAAAAUGUGCAACAUGGCAACCCUAAUCUCAGUCCAAUCACAGACUCAGAUCAACUCCUGAAUCUAGGUGUUCUGAACCGUACUGCUCGCCCCUUCACCCCAGGCCCUACCUCUUCCUGUGCAUCUGUAACUUCUGUGAUGUUUCGCCCUCCUCAACCCAAACCCACAGCCGUGGCCAUGACGACGAAACCAGUGGCAGCCGUCUCCAUGGUGUCCCUCCAACCAACUCGGAUUCCACAAAGUCCUGAUGUAAGGAGAGCGGUGUCUAGCACCUCUCUAUACAUCCCUGCAAGAAACAACAACAGCAACACUCCCCCCUCUAUGAACUCUCCUCCCUCCUCUCUAUCUUCUGCACAUUUCUCACAGCCUACCACACACCCACCCACAUCUUCCCCUCAGCCCGCAGUAUAUGCUUCCCCUUCCACCCCGUUCUCUCCUUCCGCAGCUCAAAGUAACCUGUUCUGUCCAUCACCUGCUCAACACUUCUCCCCUCCAGUUCCCCAGCCAUUUAUCUCUCCUCAUGCUCCUACUUAUCCACCUACCUCCACCUACAUUUCUGCUUCUCCCAUCUCCCCACCACAGCCACCUGGUCUGUCUCAGGUCUCCUUCCAUGCCCAGCCCACCCCUCCUCCUCCUACUCCCACCCAACUUUCUCCAUCUCCAUCUGUCCAUCCCUACAUCAACAUGACAGGUGCAGCGACUCCUGGCCCUUAUGCUUCCAUGGCAACUGUAUCACCUCUGCAAGCUCCUGCUGCCGAUUCACUGGCGACAAGAGAAGAGCGCAUCUCGGUCCCCGCCACUCGCUCAGGCAUCCUGCACGAUGCCCGUCGUCGCAGCAACAAGAAGCCAAUGUUCUGUGCAGUCCAGAACAAAGAUGUUUCUCCAAACCCAGACCUGCUGUCGAUGGUCCAGAACAUGGAUGUUCACUUUGGAAGAACCCCUGGACCUGAACCUGGAGCUGCACCCAGUGGGGAGACUGGACAUGAGUCAGGGCCGGAGGAGGACUGGCUGAGGCUGGGGGCAGAGGCCUGCAACUUCAUGCAGGCUCAGCGGAGAACCAAGCCACCUCCUGUAGCUCCCAAACCCCAAACCCCUCAGGUGCCACAGCUGGCAGGGAAGGGAGGUGAGCUGUUUGCCCGCAGGCAGAGCAGGAUGGAUCGGUACAUUGUGGAGAGAUCUCCAUCUGUUGCUGCAGUACCAUACUCCCCUGCCCAGAUGAGGGAGUCUUCACCCACGCCUUCUCUCCCUUCCACCUGGAAGUACUCGUCCAACAUCCGUGCUCCACCUCCCAUCAGCUACAACCCCCUUCUCUCUCCUUCCUGCCCUCUCAAGGCCCAGAAGAAGCCUGAGGUGGCAAAGUCUGGGCCAGCUGGAUGUAAAGGGAAAAAAAAGGGUCUCAAGUCUGUGGACAUUAUGAGCCACCAGCCCUACCAGCUCAACUCUUCUUUGUUCAGUUAUGGCGGUGGUGUUCCCCAGGACAACUCCACCUAUCAGCUUCAGGGAGGAAUGACCAAGGGUCCUCAGAAGACAGCACGAGUAUAUGAGGUUAAGCGCUUCUCCACGCCCCCACCGACAUCUACAGGCCCUGCUCUCAAAGUUAUUGUACCUCGAUCAGCUACGACACUCGGAGAACCACUAUGGCGCUCUGAUGUCACAUCUCCUCCACCCACAGUUGGCCCCAUCCCAUACCAACCCUAUCAGCCUCAACCCCAAGCUUACCAACCUCAGUGGGCCGCCUCCCCUCUGUCUCCCCCACCUCCCCCCGCCCCUACAGCUCCACUCCCUCAGCUCCCCGCCUUCUCAGCUGCUCUCGCACCAAAUCCGGUCCCCACUUUCUCCCACCUCCAGUCCCCCAACACUGCACAGUCUAACAGGCAGUUUAAGAGUGCCCCAGAUCUGAGUCCCCUGUACCCUGCUGGUGCCUCUCGGCCGGCAUCUAGCAGCAUUCAACCUAACCGAGUCCCCAAGCCUAGAUUCAGCACUUCUAACCUGGGUCUGCAGCCUUGCGUCUGGCGCCCUGGAUCCACUGCGCACUGAACAGACUCUGGACUGGACAUAACAAACCAGGGCUCUUUGCGAACAUAGAGCAACAUUUUUUAAAAUAGGUUCAUGUGUUUUUAGUAUUGUAACAUUGUUUCAGGGCGGCAGUUUGGGUUUUACCAGCCACAUUUUAUCACAAGAUCUGUUUGGAUUGGCCACCCAUGUAGCACAUUUUAUCACAUUUUUAAUCUCGUUGACUCAUUUAUCCAAUGCUUUGGCUGUAGCUAGAGGGGAAAACUGUGUUUUGGAAAUGUAGUGUAGAAACCUGAGAAAAAGUUUUAAAAAUCAGUGACAGAUUGAAAGGACAGAAAGAGAUCCUGGAUGAAGCUGAAAUAAAGUUAUGUAAAUAUUGUAUUGAAUGAUUAAGAAUUAAGUUUAAACAUAAAAAAGAAGAAUAGAGGAUGUGAAAAGAUAAAGCUGUUGUAAGAGAGAUGAGGUCGAGGAUGGGAAAAGGAUGAAAAGGGAAGCACAGAUGAAGUAACAUAAUAUAAACAUGUCUGAUGAGGUGUGAAAGGUGAAGAUUUGACUCUGCAAACUUCCUACAGUACCUGUUGCCAUCCACCAACAGGUACUGUAGGAAGUUUGCACCAUCAUAUCAGAAAAGGUGCUUUGCUAACAAACUUGAAGUUGCUACUACUACUGUAAUCCUCUGUUAUAUAUAUUUUAAAGAUUUGUGUUUGAUGAUUGUCUUUUUUUUAGUUGCACUCUGCAGCAGUGUGUGCUUUGUUUUCCGUAGUUUUUCAUAGGAAGAGGAGCACAGCUGCCACGAAGAAGGGAAGCCAUUUACAGUAGCCUUGAUUUCUGAUCUGCUGAUAUGAAACAAGAGAUGUAUAACAUGUCUGUUUAGCUGUUUUCCACAGAGACAUGC